UAGAUUUUUCAUAUCUUCUUCUACAAAUCUUACUUUAUGACUUAGAAUAUUAAACCUUAAAAUAGUACGUACUAAGUACUUGCUUAUAAAAUACAACGUAGUGAUUAACUUCUUUAUUGAAAAGAAAAGCUGGUCUUCUUCAGCGUAGAAAUAUCAAACACACUAGUUAGCUGGACCCCAGCAUAGAGUUCCAAAAAGUCAUAUUAAUCCAUGAGUAACGUCACAAGACAGUCACACAUCAACUCCUUAAACUCAUAAACUCUGACAAACCACGUGUAAUAGAGCAAUAAGUUCACGUACCACAACGUCCUAUCAUGUUAUCAUUUUCCAACACCACCACCACCGUUUCACCCAUCAUAUAACAAAAACCAUAACAAAAAUCAUUUUAAGACAGAACACACACUUUAACUAAUAGAUGGAGAAACUCUCUUACAACUCCUAUCCCGACUCAACCGACUCAUCUCCUCGAUCUCGCGAGAUCGAUUUCGAUAACCCUCCGCCAUGGGAUGAUCACAACCACCAGAGCUACAAAGUGAGGUUCAUGUGCAGCUACGGCGGCAAGAUUCAGCCACGUCCUCACGAUAACCAGCUCACUUACGUUAACGGAGAGACCAAGAUUCUCUCCGUAGAUCGCGGGAUCAGAUUCCCCGUCUUGGCCUCCAAGCUCUCCGCCGUGUGCGGCGGCGUUGGAGAUGUUUUGUUUAAGUAUCAGCUUCCGGGAGAGGAUCUUGACGCGUUGAUCUCCGUUACUAACGAUGAUGAUCUUGAGCACAUGAUGCAUGAGUACGAUCGCUUGCUUCGUGUGUCGUCUAAACCGGCGAGGAUGCGUUUGUUCCUCUUCCCGGUUUCUUCCGGUGGGUUUGGACCGGAGGGGUCUAGUCACUCGGAUCGUGAUCGGUUCGUUGAGGCGUUGAAUACGUUUCGUAACCGGUCUGAACCGGAGAAAACCGUAACCGGUCCGGUGAAUAGUGCUGAUUUUCUGUUUGGGACGGAGAAAGUUGUAGCUCCGCCGCCGCCACCGGCGGCACCGGUGGUGCUCGAGCCUCAACCGCCGGUGAUUCAACCGGAUCACGCGGCGGAGAUGCAAAAUCAAAUGCUUGAGUUCCAGAGGAUGCAAGUUAGGGAUCAAGAACAGCAACAAGAAGCUGUUUAUAGAAGGAAGAGUGAAGACGGUUUAAUCUUCUCUCCGCCGUACGCACCUCCGCCUCCGCCGCAGACGGCGGUUCCACAAAACAGUACACAAGCGCCUCCAAUGAACUUCUGGCAAGGAAACCACUGUAAUCCAGGAGGCGUGUAUCCAACAACCGCUCCGGGAAUGGGAUUACCGGAGCAGCCGGUAUACAUGGUUCCAGCCCCGGCUCCAACUCUGACUCCACAUCCGGGAACUGUAUACCACGCGCCACAACAACCUCAAAGCGUCAUGAGACCAAUAGCUCCAGGACAAGGCAACCAAAGUGGCUACUACCCUUACAGGGAACAGCACCAACCUGCUUACAACGUGGCUCAACCACAAGUAGGAGCAAGGGCACCACCACAACAGCAACAGCAACCUCCUCCGCCUUUUACCUCAGGUCCUCCUCCUCAACCGCAGUACUCUGCGGUUCCACCGCCACGGCAAGUGGUGGGAGUACCAGAUACAACGGCGUAUACUCAGGUGAAUUACGCUGGAGGAAUGGGGAAACAAGUUUACUACACGGAGGCACCACCUCCACAGUACCAUGGAGGAGUUGGUUUACCUGUGAAUGGUAUGAGCGAAGUGAGAACCGGACCAGACGGUAAGCCUGUUGUUAUGAACAUGUCACCCAAAGUUUCAUCACAGAGUUCAGAUUCAGCAGUGUGAUGAGGUAAUCAGAUUAUUGUUAAAACCAUUUCAAAUUCCAUCAUCAUCAUCAUAUAUAGUGUAAUUGAGAUUACUUUGGUAUUUGAAUGUCUCAUAAAUAAUAUUUACCUUUUGUUUUAAUCUACUUUAUAAUGUUCUUGAUUCUGCAAUUUCUAUAACUUCUUGUCUUAUUUUCAUGAACCUUGUCUCUUGUGCAUGCACUUUUUCUUUUCUUUUUGCCUAUAUGUCAACAAGAUUAUUACGUAUUGUUCGGAUGGACUUGUAAAUUCAAUAUAAAACAUCGGCUCUACAUGAGAACUGAUACUAAAAAUGAAUCAUAUUUUGUGGAAGAUCAACAUCUAAAACUCAAUAAUUGAACUAGAGAAACAACGAUUUUUAAAAGUUAUCUCGUUUGAUUGGUUUUUUAGUAGAUAAAUGUCAUGGAUGGUACCACACGGAAAUAAAACUAUCAAACCUUACUUAGGGACAGGUGUUGUGUGAAAGGAUGUUAUAUAGGUUUGAACUUUUGAGAAUCUUUGGAGAGAAAGAGACAGCUUCACUAACUCAUCGCCAUUGUUGUCAACCCAUUAGCUCCAAAAAUUCUUUAACAAAACGACAACCAUUAUUGUAUCAUAAUCAUAUCAUUGAUGCAUAAUUUCCAAAACAUGUGUCAUACAUGUCUUUGGUUUCCUGUCAUAAUUUCCAAGACCAUCACACCAGUACACACCCAACAACUACAUUUUCCGCAUCCCAAGAUUCGUUUGCUAGUUAGGCAAAAUAUGAAAAAAAAAAGACUUCAUGAUCGAUCGCUCUUGGAGCAUGGUAUGACUGUAUGAGAAGCAACACUGCGAUCCAUAAUAUUUACUCUCUCCGUUUCAUUUUAUUUAUCGUUUUAGAGUCGGGCACACAGAUUAAAAAAAAUUAAUUUUACAUAUUUUCAAGAUAAAAACAUCAUUACCAAUACAUCUAACCACAUUUUAA
Molecule: messenger RNA, 2800 nt
Organism: Brassica rapa (field mustard)
Lineage: Eukaryota; Viridiplantae; Streptophyta; Magnoliopsida; Brassicales; Brassicaceae
Product: extensin
Molecular function (GO): protein binding
Source: RefSeq, a predicted model, not a curated record